Molecule: messenger RNA, 1662 nt
Organism: Lotus japonicus
Lineage: Eukaryota; Viridiplantae; Streptophyta; Magnoliopsida; Fabales; Fabaceae
Product: probable inactive purple acid phosphatase 29
Exons: 4
Coding region: 117-1265 (382 amino acids)
Cellular component (GO): cytoplasm
Molecular function (GO): hydrolase activity, acting on ester bonds
Source: RefSeq, a predicted model, not a curated record
UUAUAACACAGUUCAUGGGAAUAUUCUUUGACACGUUAAAAUAUGGAACAUUAUUUAUCAUGAACCACAAGCAAGAAUAGUUGAAAAAAGUGAUGAUUUAAUUUGGAGCGGUGGGAAUGGCACAAAGAGGAAAGUGGUUUUUGAUUUCACUCUAUUGGUUUUUCUUGAUUCAGAUUUGCAUCUCAGAAGCACAGAAGCUGAGGUUUGGAAAAAAUGGAGAGUUCAAGAUUUUGCAGGUUGCAGAUAUGCACUAUGCUGAUGGAAAAUCCACCCACUGCUUGGAUGUCCUCCAUUCUCAGUAUGCUUCUUGCUCUGACCUCAACACCACUGCUUUCAUUCAAAGGAUGAUUCUUGCUGAGAAACCCAACCUUAUUGUCUUCACUGGUGAUAACAUAUAUGGAUCUGAUGCCUCGGAUCCUGCUAAAUCAAUGGAUGCGGCUGUUGCACCUGCAAUCGCUUCAAACAUUCCUUGGGUAGCUAUUUUGGGCAACCAUGACCAGGAAGGGUCGCUCUCUAGGGAAGGGGUGAUGAAACAUAUUGUUGGGAUGAAAAACACUUUAUCUAAAGUCAAUCCUCCUGAAGUGCACUUAAUUGAUGGUUUUGGGAACUAUAACUUGGAGGUUGGAGGAGUUGAAGGCACUGGUUUUGAAAAUAAAUCAGUGCUUAAUCUGUACUUUCUCGACAGUGGAGAUUACUCCAAGGUUCCGUUCAUUCAUGGAUACGGUUGGAUCAAACCCUCUCAGCAACUUUGGUACCAACGAACAUUUGAAAAGCUUCGGAAAGCUUACAAGAAUGAACCAGUGCCUCAAAAAGAAGCUGCACCUGGUCUUGCAUACUUUCACAUCCCAUUGCCUGAAUAUGCUAGUUUUGACUCAUCAAACUUUACAGGUGUGAAACAAGAAAAGAUUAGUUCACCUUCUGUCAAUUCUGGCUUUUUCACAAGGUUGGUUGAGGCCGGAGAUGUGAAGGCUGUUUUCGCUGGCCAUGAUCAUGUCAAUGAUUUCUGUGGCAAGAUGACAGGAAUACAUCUUUGUUAUGCCGGGGGAUUCGGAUAUCAUGCUUAUGGAAAAGCUGGAUGGUCAAGGAGGGCAAGAGUGGUGGAAAUUAGCUUGGAGAAGACGGAAAAUGGCGAUUGGGAAGAUGUCAAGUCAAUUAGAACAUGGAAACGCCUUGAUGAUCAAUAUCUUACUAAAAUUGAUGGCCAGGUCUUGUGGAGCAAGAGUUUUGAUGGCAACCGCAGAAAAAAACAAGACGGUGGCUCUUGAAAAUUUCCUGCAAUGAGACAAGUAUUAGUAUCAUAGAGGUUUUGGAUCAUCUCAUAAGCUCUUAAAACAUACCUACAGGGCCACACCCUAUAAAUUAGAUGUUUCAAUACAAGGUAGCUUGGCAAAGAACUAAUAGAAAAGAUGGAUGUUCAUUUACACAGUGUAAUUGCAACUGUCCCUACAUACUUGGAGAAUAAUAAUCCUUUAUUCUGUUUUUACCUAUGGCAUCAGCUUGAAGAAAGGUUUCUUUUAGAAGUUUGUUGAUGGUAUGAGACAUGAAUUGAGUGUAUAUUUCCAAUAUUUGUCUACAUGAUAGCUAGUGAUAAUAGGUUUGCAACCAUAAAUUUCUGUAUGCAAUUCAACAUUUAUUGCCAAGAUUGACACCAAUGUUUGAUUA